AGCCAUUUUGGCUCAAGCCAUUUUUGCUCAAGUGUGGUUGACACGCAGCCAUAUCGCGCCACCAGUUUAGUGUUGUCUCGCCAGCCGAGCUUUCGCCAUGUUCGGUCUGUGUAAGUCCACGCCGAAAUCCCAGGCAACGGAAGUCGUGGGAGCGGCGAGGGCCGACGUUGUUGGGGCGGCGGGAGCCGACGUCACUCGGGAAGAUGUGAUCGCAGUGCAGAACGCAUGGGCGGGCGCGAUCAAAAACAUUUCGAAGAUUUACAAGGAGAACGGCGACUACGUCCAGGCCGCUGCUACCGCAGCUGGUGAGCUCUACGCCUACGGCAAGUACGACGUGCUUUUCAAGCCGACUAAGGCUGCUCAGCACCAGUUCCGGCCCAAGGCCGAGGAGGCCAUGUCCUACUUCGUCGGCUGCAAGGCUGUCGAUAAUGGGUACGCUGAGGACGGCGGUUUUGCGAUCAAUGGUGGCAAGGGCUGGUCAGAUUGCGUGUACGACAACCACCAGAUCGAUCUCAAUGGUCAUGUCGCCAUCGCCAUGGGCAACUACUAUUUCACCUGCGCAACAACUGGAGAGAAGUCCAAAGUCGAGUACACAUUUGGCUACCAACGCUGCGAUGACGGUAAGGUUCGCAUCUUCUUGCACCAUUCGUCCGUGCCGUUCACCGCCUCCAGUAAGGCAGCGAACCCCAAGGCAAAUAUGGCGGCCAGCACAGCAGCGGUCACCAGGGAAGAUGUGAUCGCUGUGCAGAACGCAUGGGCGGGCGCGAUCAAAAACAUUUCGAAGAUUUACAAGGAGAACGGCGACUACGUCCAGGCCGCUGCUACCGCAGCUGGUGAGCUCUACGCCUACGGCAAGUACGACGUGCUUUUCAAGCCGACCAAGGCUGCCCAGCACCAGUUCCGGCCCAAGGCCGAGGAGGCCAUGUCCUACUUCGUCGGCUGCAAGGCUGUCGAUAAUGGGUACGCUGAGGACGGCGGUUUUGCGAUCAACGGCGGCAAGGGCUGGUCGGAUUGUGCGUACGACAACCACCAGAUCGCACUCAAGACCGAUGUCGCCAUCGCCAUGGGCAACUAUUAUUUAAUCGCUUUGCUCAUUCCGCCGGCCCUGGAGCUAGUUGCCGGAGAUCUUAGCACGCCUCUGGCCCGUUGGGCCGGCGAAUUUCACCUGCGCAACAACUGGAGAGAAAUCCAAAGUCGAGUACACCUUUGGCUACCAACGCUGCGACGAUGGUAAGGUGCGCAUCUUCUUGCACCAUUCGUCCGUGCCAUACGCCGUCUCCAGUAAAACAGCGGACCCCAAGGCAAAUAUGGUGGCCAGCACAGCAGCGGUCACCAGGGAAGAUGUGAUCGCUGUGCAGAACGCAUGGGCGGGCGCGAUCAAAAACAUUUCGAAGAUUUACAAGGAGAACGGCGACUACGUCCAGGCCGCUGCUACCGCAGCUGGUGAGCUCUACGCCUACGGCAAGUACGACGUGCUUUUCAAGCCUACACCUUUGGGUACAAACGCUGCGAGGAUGGUAAGGUUCGCAUCUUCUUGCAUCAUUCGUCCGUGCCGUACAUGGCCGUGCAAGCGAAGGCCCCUGCUGCCGAACUCGAUGUGACAUUAAUCGGUGCGUAAGAGGCCCGUAUGAUUCCUUCCAGCAAGUCUGCAUCCAAGAGGCGUUGAACUUCCACUCAUCUUCGUGUGCAUUAUGGUUUCGCGCUCUCCUCCCCAUUCCCUGGGGCGGUGUUUGCGCCUCAGAAUUUUUCCGCUAGGUCUAUCUCGCUAGCGAUUCUUAAAUCAACCGGGUGUUCGAUGAGCUUUCUCGCCCCCAUCUUUUCCCCAAACAAAUCUUACAUUAUUCCUCUCUCUCUAUAUCCGUAAGGAGUCGCCGUCGCAAAUCGUAUUUUUCCAUCCCGGAGCAGGCGCUGUAUAGCGCGUCCAUCGCCGUCGCACAUGGCACUUUUCCAUCCCGGAGCAAAUGGUUUUUUCCCAUCCCGGAGCAGGCGCUGUAUAGCGCGUCCAUCGCCGUCGCAAAUGGUAUUUUUCCAUCCUGGAGCAGGCGCUGUAUAGCGCCCGCCAUUUGCGGCUCCUCGAGGGCGGGGCGGCGCGGCCCUCCCUGCGGAUGGUGCAGUGCCCUCGUUUGCAUUCCUCUUUUGCCUGCUGCUCAGGUUGUCGAAAGUCGGACGUCGAGAUCCAACGCCGAGAGGCAGGGGUCUGGCUCCGCUGGGCCGUCUGGCCUCUCCUCCCCCCUCCUGGAGCAGGCGCUGCACAGCGCGUUCAUCGCCGUCGCAAGCGGUGUUUUUGUCCAUCCUGGAGCAGGCGCUGUAUAGCGCCAUUUUCGGCUCGAGGGCGGGGCGGCGCGGCCCUCCCUGUGGAAGCGGGGCGGCGCGUGCACGCCCUGGGCCUGCUGCAGGCCACCAGUCGAAUGAGAACUGACGGAGCGCGCUCGCUCGCCCCCUUGUGCUGAUGUCGCUCCUCCAUAUCCUCGCCAAAGCGCUGCGGACUCCACGAGCCGAUAGCUGGCGUGGCGGCUGGACCUGGCGGGUGCCGAUGGUCAGACGGGGUUUGACUUCGCGACGCUUUCGCCGUCAGUUUGAGCAGCCUAGGCGUAAGUCCGCGAUUCGUGAGUUCUAGCGGACCGCCCCUGGGAGUCAAGCUCAGACAUGACUCGCACUUUCGGUGCGCUUGCUCAGGCAGCGCGUCUCGAGUUUGCUCGCGAGGAUUGUCGCAGCGGCAGUGGUUGCGAGCCGUCGUGCGCACCGCCAGCGCUCCCGAGUGCAGCGCGGCGACCGCGUGCGCGCGUCUUGGCUGCGGGCGCUGUUUUGCAAAGCGAGCUGUGUAUGCGUGCACUCCUUCACAUGCUCGCCGCUGAGUUGCAGUAGGUUGGAUCUGCCAGGCGCCGCCCACAGUGCGAGGCGCGUAGCCGCUUGUCUUUCUCUGCGAAUUGAUGCCAACCAGGCUCCGGCGUCGCGCCGAUUCCACGAGGCCGACAGAGGAGAAGUUGCAAGAGAGUCCCCCCAACAAAGGGAUG
This is a messenger RNA of Prorocentrum cordatum, 3014 nucleotides long. Lineage: Eukaryota; Dinophyceae; Prorocentrales; Prorocentraceae. The record is from the annotation of a GenBank genome assembly.